Eremothecium gossypii ATCC 10895 is the source of this 990-nucleotide messenger RNA. It is a transcript of the gene SED5, whose product is annotated as t-SNARE syntaxin. Gene Ontology annotation, cellular component: endomembrane system; Golgi membrane; SNARE complex. Gene Ontology annotation, molecular function: SNARE binding; SNAP receptor activity. NCBI's taxonomy places the organism in Eukaryota, Fungi, Ascomycota, Saccharomycetes, Saccharomycetales, Saccharomycetaceae. Gene Ontology annotation, biological process: vesicle fusion; endoplasmic reticulum to Golgi vesicle-mediated transport; intracellular protein transport. Bases 1 to 990 code for a protein of 329 amino acids. The record is from RefSeq and is marked provisional. The transcript has a single exon.
AUGAUGGAUAUUAAGGAUAGAACUAUUGAGUUCCAGAGGUCAGUCACCAGCUACAGCAGGAGAAAUGCGAAGCAAGGUGCGGGCGGGCCCGGUGAGGGGGCAGACAGGCAGUCGCUGCGCAAAUCCGAGUUCCAGCAGCGGGCAUCUCGGAUUUCACACGAGAUAGCGAACCUGGCGCAGAUGCUGUCGAAACUGGCACAGCUGGCGAAGCGCAAGCCGAUGUUCAACGAUAAUCCGGUGGAAAUAGCGGAGAUGACGUACCUCAUCAAGCACAAGAUAUACAGCGUGGAGCAGGAAAUGAUGGAGCUGUCCCGGCACAUGCCAAAUAACGGCGGCGGGGUGGCAGACGGGGGUGCACAGACACGGCUUCACACGAAGAACGUUGUGAACCUGUUGAACACGAAGAUGAAGAACAUAAGCGGCGACUUCAAGAGCGUGCUGGAGGCGCGCCAGAAGCUUGAAUUGGCGAACCGGGACCGCUGGGAGAAAAUAAGCGCUGAUCGGAACUCUGCGGCUGCCGCAUCCCUUCAGGACGGGCUUCCGAUGGGCGGUAUGGGGGUAUCCAGUGGCUCUGCUGCGGCAUACAACAGUGCAAAUCCAUUCAUGAGCAGUCUGCUUGCCGAGGACGAUGCUUCGGGGCAACCCAACGGACAGCUAUCGUUGCCGAAUGAGGAAAGUGUGCUGCUACUGGAAGAGCAGCAAACGGCGAACCAGCAAUACCUACAGGAACGUGGGCGGGCGGUCGAAACCAUAGAGUCCACCAUCCAAGAAGUGGGGAAUCUAUUCCAGCAGCUGGCGCACAUGGUGCAGGAGCAGGGCGAAACUAUACAGAGGAUCGAUGCCAACGUCGAGGAUAUCGAUAUCAACAUCGCAGGAGCACAGAGAGAGCUGCUCAAGUAUUUUGAUAGAAUAAGCAGCAACCGAUGGAUGGCGGUGAAGAUAUUUGCCAUUCUGUUUGCCUUCUUCCUGGUAUGGGUGAUUGUCAAUUGA